Molecule: messenger RNA, 1675 nt
Organism: Ectocarpus sp. CCAP 1310/34
Lineage: Eukaryota; Phaeophyceae; Ectocarpales; Ectocarpaceae
Source: the annotation of a GenBank genome assembly
GUGUGUUUCGUGUUUCCAAACGAACCCACUUCCUUCUGUGUUUGAUGUCGUGGUAUGCAUUUACAAUCCUUAAGGCAUAGGCGUAUGCCACGAAAUUUGGACAAAAGGAUUAUCAUGAGAUCCCUAAAUUAGGCUUCCACCUCGGAGCACUCUGCGAAGAAAGGUCGACCAAGCAUCGACACAGGGGUUGGGUGACAGAGUCCUGCUUCCGGAGAACAAGGCGAGAAGACGUAACACACAAAGUAGUACCUGCUUGACCUACAAGUCUAUACGCUUGCAGCCGUACCCUACAUUAGGUCCUCUCUAUCCGAAUGAACAAAUAAAAUUGCCCAAACGCGUGGGGAGUCUUUCUCAGUCGCAUUUUGGCGCGCACAUCUCGGUUUGACACCGUCGGCGUAUGCCUGCGUGACCUCUUGGUUGAAGCCAGCCGGCAACCAGAAUUGGACGGGCAACCGCAAUGGGUGGCUCUGAGGUGAACCUGAACCACCACCAAACGCGCGGGAGGACUACUUCGUCCAGGAAGCCAUCCCAGAAGACCCCGGCCGCCAGGUCGAAGGGAAAGGGGCGGCCCAGGUCGGCGACCCGCAAGAAGAAGGCUCUACACACGACGUGUCCAUCCACGGCCACGUACGAAGAACCACCCCAGCCGGAGCCCGAAGAGGAGGAGCCCGAGGAAGAGGAACCCGAAGAAGAGGAACCCGACGAAGAGGAACCCGAAGAAGAGGAACCCGACGAGGAGGAGGCCGAACACUCUGACUCCUCGUACACCCUGGACCCGGACGAGAUCGGCAGUGACGACGAGGAGAGCCAGAAUCUUCUACGUCCGUCCAACAUCGCGCCCAUGCGCACAAUCCUUGACGUUCGCGUCCCGCGCUCGGCGAUCGGCGGAGGAGGUGUCCGCCGGUCCGAUUUUGCUCGCCGCAAUUCCACCGGUGGCCCUGGCCGCGGAGCCUCGUCCGCACGCGGCCGCCCAUCAUCCGUCGGCGGCCGCACUGGUCAACCCAGUCUUCUAGCCGGCCGCGGACACAGCAGGGCCUCGGGCGGUGGCGCAUCCGGCAGGCCUGGCGCUGGUGCUUCGGACGGUCGCGGCUGCGCGUCAUCCGUGGGCGGCGGCGGUCGAAGCGAAUGUCUCCUGAUGUAGUAAGGCGACGCGCACACUAUGUAGUACAUGGGCGAGAUAACACAGGAACAUGGACGAUAGAAAAUGUGGCUAUCGCGUGCAGGCAGGAAGUGUUUGCGCGUGAAGUUUGGGUGGCAAGGUUUCGUCAAAUAAUAUAUGGACCGGUGCGAGUAACGCGGACGCCUCCCGUGGGCACAGGGCAACCAGCCCCUGAAGCCGUACACACCUAUUGAUCAGCGAAGAGGAACAUCAAAUGCGACAUAAAAUGGCGAAAUGACAAAUCGGGGGUUGAAAUCGGCAAAAAAAAAACAAGAGAAAACAGGAAGAACCUCACUCAGAAAUAAAGACGCAGAGCCCAUGCCUCCUGCUCUCAACCCGAUGCCAAGGCUACGCAACGAUAAAACAGUUACCUCAUCCUAGACCACUGCAACUAGGCUCGCGGCCGAAGUCCAAGCAUUCCCCACAGAUUAACAAAAAAAACAAUCGGUGGUGAUUAUAAGAUCAGUCCACCAGCGCGUGCAUGCUCCACUUCCACUCGAACAAGAAAAAAAACAA